GUGUCGUUUCCUGUGACGACUCUCUGUUUCCAUUCUGGCAAAUGUUUGCUCUUUUCUCUCUGCUUUGGGGGUUGGGGGAGGAUGAGUUUCUCACGGAGUCUCUCUCGAGCCUCUUGGCAGUUUCCCCCUCUGUGCCCCUCACACUUGCACCAGAGGGUUGAGAGCAUGCCGUCUCCCUGAGCCACCUCUCUUGGGGAGCCCCGCACCCGGCUGAGCGCUCACCUCCCGCAGUGGGCACUGUAGCCACAUCCAGGAAGAGCCAGGAGAAGUGGCAACAUGUGUUAGCUGUUGACAAUUAAGAAAAGGCUUAGGAGGAGAAGCUGAAGCCAGAGAGGUUGCCGUGACAGCGGAUAUGAUCACCCCGACUCUUUCCGAAAUUGGAGGGAGGACCUUGGAGGCCAGGACUCUUCAGGUGACUGAGGGCAGCCUGGACAGAGACAAAGACCAGAGCAGCGCCAUCUUUUCUGGGUUUGCAGGAUUCCUUGCCAUCCUCCUGACCACUGUGAUUUUCUACAGCCUGUGGAACUGGAGUAAAUGGAAGAAGUACCGACAAGCUCCUUACUUUCGAGUUACCGUCAUGCCCUUACUGUCUCUGUCUCGACCCAGACAAGGAGCUAAAAAUAUUUAUGACUCCUUACCCCAGAGGCGAGAAGAGCUGGGGAGACGUCAGUCAAGAGGUAACCGUAUUUUUAGUACCGAGAGCCUCCUGUCCAGAAAUUCCAAUAGCCCUCCUUCAGAGCCCGUGCCCUCCCAAGCAGGCAAUGGCCUCUGGCUGCACGGAGACCAUGCUCCUGCCAAUGGCUAUGCAGUGGGCAUCUAUGACAAUGCCACAUGGCUCCAGAUGUGUGGGGACCUUACUCCCUCAGCAAACUAUGUCAAUAUCAGAACAGCCAGAGACUGCCGGAACAUUUCUUCAGAGGAUUCAAGAGAUUACAUCAAUGUCCCCACAGCAGAGGAGAUUGCGAAGGCUCUAGCUUCUACCAACAGCACCCCUGAGAACCUCUUCGCCCUUCCAAGUGCCCAGGAGCUGGAGCUGGAGCUUAUUGAGGAAAAAGACAAGGGCUAUGGGAAUGGCAGUGACCAUACCAGUUUUUGGUCUCCAAGAUCCAAGAGUGAUGAUCCACUCAGUGAUGACGAAGGCUCAUCUGAGACCUCGAAUGAUUAUGUCAACAUGGCAGGGUUGAAUCUUGAGACCCUCCAGGGGAAGCAGCCCCAGAUGGCUUUCCAGUGCUAUAGAGAUUAUGAAAAUGUCCCAUCAGCACUUACCAAUGGAAACCAGCAGCAGGUGGAAGAAGAAGUGAUCCCCUCAAACACAGACCACGUAGAAGGCAGGACGGAGAGUCCAGAUACCCACAUCCAAUUUGUCAUGCAAUCAGGGAGGGUUCUGGCUCUAGGGGAACCUGUGACCUGUCAGCCAUCCGCACAGAGUGAGACUAGUCAGAUAGAACAUGGAGAAGAAAUGUCAAAUGACACUUCUAGUGACUAUGAGAAUGUGCUACCUGCCAAGUCAGGAGACAGGGACUCUAAGCAUGGGCCACACACAUAGCUCCUUCCUGACGAAUUAGAACCCAGGCACCCAGCUGAAGAGUUCUGUGGAGUAGUCUAUCCUGCUGGAUCCAUAGCCACUACAGGGGCUGGUGUAGACCACUGACCAUCCUUGUAUUUCAGGGUUCUUUCAGGUAGACUACAAAGAGGCUGAGAUACACAGAAGUUAAGGGACUCACAAAAGCCAACAUCUGGGAAAGCCAGAAAGGAAUUCUUCUCAAGCAGGGUGUUGGUAACUCUCAUACCAACCUAAGAAUGUUUGCUGAAACUGCCUUAUAGGAUGGUUACUAGAUUUAAAAUGAGAGUACUUCCAUGCACAGUAGAAACAUGAGGUGUCCAAAAUUGUUACCUUGGCAAAUACCAGCAGGACACAAAGCAAGAAUAUGGAUUACCUUGUAAUCCUGGCAGAGGCCAAAAAGAAGGAAAAAGUCAGAGCUGGGGUGGGGCGGCAGUUUCCCGUUGAAAAAGAGUGUGGACAAUAAAAUGCUAGAGAAGAUGUGGACACCAGAGGGUCAUUCAUUGCAACUGUUUGGCAGUUUCUUUUAAACCUGCAAUGACUAUACAGCUAACCCAUUCCACUCCUGGGUGUUUACCCAAGAGAACUGAAAACUUGUG
This is a messenger RNA of Lontra canadensis (Northern American river otter), 2160 nucleotides long. It is a transcript of the gene LAX1, whose product is annotated as lymphocyte transmembrane adaptor 1. The record is from RefSeq and is a predicted model, not a curated record. Gene Ontology annotation, cellular component: plasma membrane. The transcript has 6 exons. Bases 353 to 1546 code for a protein of 397 amino acids. Gene Ontology annotation, biological process: lymphocyte activation; intracellular signal transduction; negative regulation of T cell activation. Lineage: Eukaryota; Metazoa; Chordata; Mammalia; Carnivora; Mustelidae.